AUGCCUUUCUUCUACCUAAUCAACAAACCGACCAUCAUUGUAGAAUCAAGCUCAUCGUUGUUGGUGAUAAAAGCACAGCUUCUGAGUGCUCUUUGGUGGUUUUGUGCAGGGAAAACUGCUUUUCUCAACAUGUUUUCCUCUGGGAAGCUUGUGGAAGUUGAUGAGUGUGCUAUGAUCCAUUGUUUGGAUUUCUCAACAAACACUGGCAACAUAACUUUUGACUGCUGGGAUUGUUCUGGAGAAUUUGUGAAGGAUGUGACCUACAUGAAUGCAGAUUGUGCCAUCAUCUUUUUCGAUGUCACCUCAAAGAAGACAAACGAGAGUGUUCAGAACAGGCAAAUACAUGCCAAUGACAUGAUAUUCCACAGGAUAAAUAAUCUCCAGUACUACGAGAUUUCUGCUGUGUGCAACUACAAUCUUGACAAGCCGUUUUUGUACUUUGCUAAAGUAGUCACCAAGGGGCAAAGCUCUGAGUUUGUCGUGCAACCACCUCUUAUUCCACCAGAUUUUUUUAUGGACAAUGCUGCUCAGAAGCAGAUCCAGGAUGAUCUCACUGCGGCUGCAGCUGAGCCCGAUGAUGGCAACUAUGAUGUGGAAAUGGAUGGCUUUGAGCUCAUGGAUACAAUACACGGAAUUUGCCACAACCCAAACUUUUAUUUUGUCAAAAAUUUAUAA
Molecule: messenger RNA, 675 nt
Organism: Thlaspi arvense
Lineage: Eukaryota; Viridiplantae; Streptophyta; Magnoliopsida; Brassicales; Brassicaceae
Source: the annotation of a GenBank genome assembly